GGAGGAGGAGCAGCCUUUCACACUCCGCUGCUCCUCCUCUGAUUGGCUCAGGGUUUCAGCUGCUUCGCUGGAACAAAAGGUCAAAGUGGACUGCAGUGUAAAUGUGGAGGCAGCCGAUAAAUAUCCUUGCCUGCAGCUGGAAGCGGAGAAGCAGCGUCAGCUGCAGCAGGUUGUGUGUUCCGCGGGUCCUGUGCAUAGGACUUGGCUGGAAGACACUCGGGGAUCCCGUGCAGAGUCACACACGAGGAUGGCUUGUGAAAUCAUGCCGCUGAGAAGCUCACAGGAAGAUGAAAGACCUCUGUCACCUUUCUAUCUGAGUGCUCAUGUAUCCCAAGUCAGCAAUGUCUCAACAACUGGAGAGCUCUUAGAAAGAACCAUCAGGUCAGCAGUAGAAGAGCAUCUUUUUGAUGUCAACAGCUCUGCAGAUCAGAGUUCCGAAGACUUGGAACCUGGACCAUCAUCAGCAUCUUCUACAUCCACCAGGCAGCGAGGGCUUCAGUUUAAGAAGCAGGAUGAUGUUUGGCCUGGGAGAGACAAGGAACUUAUCAAUAAGGAGAAUAUUCCCUAUGGCUUCAACAACUGUGAUGAGUGUAUUCUGAACAGCCAGGAAGCAGAAAGAUUCCAGGACGAUGCUUGUGAUUAUGUUGGGGAGAGAAGCAAACCCAAGCGUCAGAAAUCCAGUUCGAGGCUCGCCGAGCUCAGUGAAAAUCUCGAUGAGCUCCUGAACAUGGAAAGUCUCAGUCCCUUGCAGCCACUUGAAAGACUUGGGCCUGAAGCUGCCGAACUGAGACCUCAUGAAAGCAAAGAAAACGAAAGAGGUGGUAGAGACACUCAUCAUUAUGAGAGCCUCGCAAUGAAGAUUCAGGAGCACCCCAGUAUAUCUGACACCAAACAACAGAGGAAUCAAGAGGCUGAUGAUCAGCAGGAGAGCUUUGUCCCCGAAGUGCCCCAGUUGGACCUGACUGCAUUGUGUGAGGAGAAGAACUGGGAAGAACCCAUCCCUUCCUGGCAGCAAGAGAAUGUAGACCCUGAUGAAGUCCGCCUCUCCCCACAGGCGGGGCGUCUGAUUCACCAGCUUUUGGAUGAGGACAGUGACCCCAUGCUGUCCCCCAGGUUCUAUGCCUAUGGGCAAAGCAGGCAGUACCUGGAUGACACAGAAGUGCCUCCUUCUCCCCCCAAUUCCCACUCUUUCAUGAGGAGGCGAAGCUCUUCCCUGGGCUCCUAUGAUGAUGAGCAGGAGGACCUGACACCUGUGCAGCUCACCAGAAGGAUUCAGACCCUUAAAAAGAAGAUCCGGAAGUUUGAGGACAGGUUUGAGGAGGAGAGGAAGUACAGACCCUCCCACAGUGACAAAGCAGCCAACCCAGAGGUUCUGAAAUGGACAAAUGACUUGGCCAAAUUCCGGAAACAGCUUAAAGAGUCAAAACUAAAGAUCUCUGAAGAGGACCUCACCCCUAGGACAAGGCAACGAAGCAACACGCUUCCCAAGAGUUUUGGUUCUCAACUGGAAAAAGAGGAUGAGAAGAAACAGGAUCUGUCAGAUAAAGCCAUCAGGCCCAGCGUUGAAGCCACACUGGACUGCAUACAGAGGAAGCUCCAGGAGAAGCGAAUGGAGUCCAGCCGUCCUGAGGACAUUAAGGAUAUGACCAAGGACCAGAUUGCUAAUGAGAAAGUCGCUCUUCAGAAAGCCCUGCUAUACUAUGAAAGCAUCCACGGGCGGCCGGUGACAAAGACUGAGCGUCAGAUUAUGAAGCCUCUAUAUGAUAGGUACCGACUAGUGAAACAGAUCCUGUCCCGGGCCACCACUAUCCCCAUCAUUGGUUCCCCCUCCAGCAAACGAAGAAGCCCUUUGCUGCAGCCAAUUAUCGAGGGCGAAACUGCUUCCUUCUUCAAGGAGAUAAAGGAACAAGAGGAGGGCUCGGAAGAUGACAGCUCCCCAAAACCAGACCUUCCUGUCACUCUGAAAACAGACUGCAGUGCACAUUGCUUUCUGGACCAAAUUGAAGAUGAUACUGAUGGAUUUAUUUCACCAAUGGAUGACAAAAUGCCCUCGAAAUGCAGCCAGGACUCAGACCUUUCAAAUCUCCACUCUGCUUCAAUACCUGAACUCUUGGAAUCCCUUCAGGAAAUGAGAGAAGAAAAGAAAAGGAUCCGAAAGAAACUUCAUGACUUUGAAGACAACUUUUUCAGACAAAAUGGGAGAAAUGUCCAGAAGGAAGACCGUACUCCAAUGGCUGAAGAAUACAAUGAAUACAAACACAUAAAGGCGAAGCUUCGGCUGCUGGAGGUGCUCAUCAGCAAACGAGAUGCUGAUUCCAAAUCCAUGUGAAGGGCUGGCGGUGUGGAUGACAGUUCUCCCAGGAAAGAACAGCUCUGGAAGGCAGCCUCGGAGCUGCACCUACAAAGCAAGCAAUCUCCUGCCUCUGAGCGACCAGAUUGGCUCCAGCUCCCUUCCAUCGCCUGCCUUAGAAACUGCCUGCAAGGAAGCUGCCCGU
Messenger RNA from Acomys russatus (golden spiny mouse), 2495 nucleotides. RefSeq names its product family with sequence similarity 13 member A (gene Fam13a). Bases 248 to 2329 code for a protein of 693 amino acids. The transcript is spliced from 18 exons. NCBI's taxonomy places the organism in Eukaryota, Metazoa, Chordata, Mammalia, Rodentia, Muridae. The record is from RefSeq and is a predicted model, not a curated record.